Acanthamoeba castellanii str. Neff is the source of this 885-nucleotide messenger RNA. RefSeq names its product succinate dehydrogenase and fumarate reductase ironsulfur protein. The transcript is spliced from 8 exons. Gene Ontology annotation, cellular component: mitochondrial membrane. NCBI's taxonomy places the organism in Eukaryota, Discosea, Longamoebia, Acanthamoebidae. The record is from RefSeq and is a predicted model, not a curated record. Bases 1 to 885 code for a protein of 294 amino acids. Gene Ontology annotation, biological process: respiratory electron transport chain; tricarboxylic acid cycle; aerobic respiration. Gene Ontology annotation, molecular function: 2 iron, 2 sulfur cluster binding; electron transfer activity.
AUGCGCAGAAUCACCGCUCGCUCUGUCACUACGCCCCUCUUCACAUCGAAGACUGCUUCGCUCGCCGGCUCCGCCCGCCCCCUCUUCGGCAUCGUUUCUGCGGCCGACAAGGUCGUUCCCAAGGAUGGCCUCGUGACCGUGGAGGUGUACCGCUGGUCCGCCGAUGAGAAGGAGAAGCCCUACAUCCAGAGCUACAAGCUGGACGUCAACAACUGCGCGCCCAUGGUGCUCGACGCGCUGCUCAAGAUCAAGAACGAGCAGGACCCCACCCUCUCCUUCAGGAGGUCGUGCCGCGAGGGCAUCUGCGGCAGCUGCGCGAUGAACAUCGACGGCACCAACACGCUGGCCUGCCUCAAGCCCGUCGCCGAGUCCGUCACCAACGGCAAGAUCAAGAUCUACCCGCUCCCCCACCUUCCGGUGGUGAGGGAUCUGGUGCCGGACCUGAGCAACUUCUACGAGCAGCACAAGUCGAUCCAGCCGUACCUGCAGGUGGACGACCACGCCGCCCUGGGCUCGAGCAAGACGGAGCAGCUGCAGACGCGGGAGGACAGGAAGAAGCUCGACGGCCUCUACGAGUGCAUCCUGUGCGCGUGCUGCUCCACGUCGUGCCCCUCCUACUGGUGGGCCGGCAACGAGAACAAGUACCUCGGCCCCGCCAUCCUCCUCCAGGCCUACAGGUGGAUCGCCGACUCCCGCGACCAGCACACCAACCAGAGGCUCAGGGCUCUGGCCAAGGAGGACAUGAAGGUGUACGCGUGUCACACCAUCAUGAACUGUACAAAGGUGUGCCCCAAGGGGCUCAACCCGGCCCUCGCCGUCGCCAAGGUCAAGAAGGCCACCCUCGAGCUCGACGUGCAGCAGAAGAAGCAGGCCCUCGCCCACUAA